CCCAGUUGAAUCUGUUCCACCAUUCUGCAUGUGUCUCACUCUCUCUCUCCUCAGAGGCCAAAGGUAAUAGGAAUCCGCAGAUUCGUUUUCCAUAAAAAAGCAGUUGUCUACGUUUACCAAACAAAUACAAAGCGAAUGGAACUUGACGGUGUUAUCUCACCACUCAACACCGUUAUCGUUAACUCACUUCCAUGGAUCCCUUGAUCCACAAGCUCCGGCGCCACCUUCUCGCGUGGCUCCACCGAUCUCGUUCUGGUAAUCGUUCUGGUGCGGUGUUCUUUGUGAGGAGAAUUUCGUAUAAGGAUGUUAGAAGGGCUACGGAAGGUUUCCAUAGAAUAGUUUAUAACAAUUCUGAAGUUUUAGCCUAUGCUGCUAAGUUUGGGGAUGGUGAAGGUGUUUGUUUGGUGAAAGAAUUGAGAGAUUUUGAGGAAGGAAGUGAGAAUUUCUACAGACAAGUGCAGUUGUUGGGGCGCUUGCGUCAUCGCCACCUCCUCUCGCUCAAAGGCUUUUCUGUGGGACACAAUCACAAGAGACUACUCAUAUUUGACAACGUAGAAAAUGGAAGCUUAAAGGAGCAUCUCAAUGACCCUUUGAAGACUCCCUUAAAUUGGAGGACGAGGUUACAAAUAGCUAAUGGUGUUGUGGCAGCACUGGAAUAUUUGUUUCUCUUCAGUGAGCCACCAAUAUAUCAUGUCUCUAUCAGUUCAAGCAAUAUUAUGUUAGAUGAGAACUUCACCGCCAAACUAUCCGAUUUUGGUCUUCUUACAUCUGGGGAUAAUUCUAUUAUGAAGCCAUAUUCAGAAGAUUGCAUGAAGCAGAAAAGUUGUAAGAUUAUAUUCCAACUUGGAGUGCUCAUAUUGGAACUGGUCACUGGUCAGUCUUCAGAGAUGGAAGGUUCUGAUUUAAUUGAAUGGAUCCAAGAAUCUCGAUUUUACAAUUCCAUAGAUAAGAUGAUAGACCCGGAUCUUGGAAACCAUUAUGACUGUACCGAGCUUAAAAGUCUUCUAGCUGUGGCAAAAUUAUGUAUCAAAUCAAAGGACAAGCCUUCAUUUACAAUGCCUCAGUUAUUCCGGUAUCUCCAAAAGAAGAUUGAUAUUCCCCAUCACUAGGUCUAUUAUUUGUUUUUGUUUGAAAACCUUGGGUUUUGGGGGAGAAAAUUUAACACUCCCUUGUGUGAAUGGUUCCACGUUUCUUGCCUCUUGAAGAGUCAGUUUCCAUAGAUCAUGCUCUUUUGAAAUUGAAGGAAGUGAAAAGUGCUAAUAACACACUUAUUUGACACUUUUU
This is a messenger RNA of Abrus precatorius (Indian licorice), 1284 nucleotides long. Its product is annotated as probable receptor-like protein kinase At1g49730. Gene Ontology annotation, molecular function: protein kinase activity; ATP binding. Gene Ontology annotation, cellular component: plasma membrane. The transcript has 7 exons. Lineage: Eukaryota; Viridiplantae; Streptophyta; Magnoliopsida; Fabales; Fabaceae. Bases 192 to 1109 code for a protein of 305 amino acids. Gene Ontology annotation, biological process: protein phosphorylation. The record is from RefSeq and is a predicted model, not a curated record.